Messenger RNA from Rotaria sp. Silwood1, 1776 nucleotides. The record is from the annotation of a GenBank genome assembly. NCBI's taxonomy places the organism in Eukaryota, Metazoa, Rotifera, Eurotatoria, Philodinida, Philodinidae.
AUGGCUACUACAAAUCCACCGUCAACAAAAACCAUUAAACAAUGUUCAACUGAAAGGAAACGGCUUAACCAAAGGUUUGAUACGAUCGAUGAUACCAAUGAUGGUUUACAAUUUUCAUCAGAAACAUUAAAUCAAUAUUUUCUAUCCGGUCAAAUCCCAUCAUUGAUAUAUCCAGAAGAAAAGAUCGAAUAUGAUAUCCUUCAGGAUCCUUAUCCUAUUGAAGAAAAGGAACUUGAUGAAGAAACCUUUUUAUCACAAAAAUUAAGUCAAUUAUCAACAAUACAUAAAGAGCCAAUGGACACAUCCACAAUAUUGGAGAAAAAACGACGUUAUAGUACUACGACUAGUCCCUGUGUUACUUCGAAGAAAAUGAAAAAAUCGGAUCAUGAUACGGACGAUAAUAAUGAUGAUGAUCAGGAUGAUGAUAUGAAUGAUAAUGAUACCAAACAAGAUCAAAUUCCAAACUAUUUAUCAAUGCAACAUAAGCCAUUUGUUUCUAUGGCUCAAGAUAUUAUUAAAAAUGUUCAUUCGAUUACUAUCCAAGAUAUACAACAAUUGGCUUUUUACAUACACCAAAUAGAAGCUCUUCGUAUUAAGAAACAGAUCACCACUCUCUAUUUACAAUCAGUCACAGGCACAUUAACACAACCCGAAUGUGACUUAAUCGAAGUUGAUCGACAAGUAUGGCCAAUGCAAGUCAAAUCAUUAGUAUUGGAUAAAUAUCCCGUGUCAACGGCAGCGACUAUAGCAGCACCAGCAACAACAACAACAAUGGGCACCAAUCAACCUGAUCGACAAAGUUUUUGUGAAAAACUCCUUAAUGACCGUAUCCAAGAGCGAACUGAAGAAAUUCAAUCGAUUGAAGAAAAAAUGAUCACCAAAAAAAAUACUUUAACUGAAUUAACAUUACAUAUGAAUGAAGUUAUAAAAAUGUUUGUCCAAGAAUAUGGAAUUAAACCACUUCAAUUCAAAUAUGAAUUUAAGAAGACUCUAACUACCUAUGAUUUUCAAUUGGAAAUACUUGAACGAAAAUAUAGACGAGAGUUAUCAAAUGAAUAUCAAUUGGAAAUAGCCACACGUCUGUCCAAUAUGAAACGCGAUUUCGAAAAAUCAAAACGCGUAUUAUUAGAAUUGAAACAAGGUGUCUUCUUCAAUAAAUCAUUUAUCUUUGCCGAUUCAAUUCAAACAUUGCCGUCAACUUCGAAUGAUACGACCUUGAAGCAUGAAAAUAGACCACGACCAUUAUUCAAUCAAUAUGAAAUUCAACUUCGAUGCAAGAAACUUGAUUCAUUAGCAAUACGUUUACCACUGGCCGAACAAACAUAUUAUCGUUUUCAAGAAAAAUUCGAUCAUGAAUUAUCUGCCAUGUGGAAAAGUCAUCGUAAUCUAGUUCAAAAUCAAGGAAUGACAACAUCACUAAUCAACUUACUCGAGCAACGUCUGAAUACUAUUACUGAUCGAUGGAGAGAUAUUUAUAAUUAUAGAGUCGAUUAUUUUCUUCAAAAUGCCUAUGAUGAAUUGGAUCCUAUGCAUAACAAUGAAACUUUGGAAUAUGUCAAAAUUAUGGCACCUUCAGCUUCAAUCUUGAUUAAUGCAACACAUACAUUCAAUGAUCAACAAUUACAAUUAUUAAGUCGUGGCCCAAGUUACGUACCACCCUGUUUAAUGUAUACUUCAUUAUCCAAUGAAUCUAUGGAUGACAUUGUCAAGAAACAAUAUGCACCAUUAAAACAUCAAAUAAAUAAUUUACUUUUUUAUAAUACAAAAUUAAUUUAA